Mucor velutinosus is the source of this 666-nucleotide messenger RNA. It is a transcript of the gene IES6, whose product is annotated as chromatin-remodeling complex subunit ies6. The coding region runs from base 1 to 666 and encodes 221 amino acids. The transcript is spliced from 5 exons. The record is from RefSeq and is a predicted model, not a curated record. NCBI's taxonomy places the organism in Eukaryota, Fungi, Mucoromycota, Mucoromycetes, Mucorales, Mucoraceae.
AUGAAGGUUGACAGAUUACUUAAUCCAAAUAUUGAUGCUGAGGCAAACGUUGAUUUCGAUAGUUUACCCACGACGGUGAAUCCAAAAUUGAACCAAGCAGUUCGCAGCAAGCUUCAAACUAAUGCCAAGUAUGCUGUCGGUGAUACUGAAUACCAAAGUCUGUUCGCGCAAUAUAAGAAGAAAUGCCUCAGCGAUCUUUCACAACUGGACGCCAUUUAUCUCGAGCCAAAUUUCUACAAGCUUAUAGCUCUUGAAAACAUUCUGUUCUUGAAGCCUGGCUUCUACUCCACUGACAUGUUGCGCCUUUUUGGAGAAGCAAACCUGAACAAACUCUACAAACAUUUGUUGAAAACUCAUUUCUCUUUCGACACAACUAAACACACAGACCUGCUUAAUCUCAUCGAUGAUAUAUUUGAAAAGGCUUUUUUCGAUUACCAUGAAACCCAGUGGUUGAAAUACUUCCUCAACGACAUCAAUGACACAUUCCGCCUUCGCUACCCAGAGUCGAAUCCCAACGAGAGGAAGCUCGUAAAGAAGGAAGUAUUGCGCCCAGAUUGUCUCGUAACCAAUAUCCCUCAGUCUCAGUAUCGUGAAAAUAUCGCCUAUGGUGAGGUGAAAUCGUCUUACUACACAAAUAGCACUCGGGCUCUCAUUCUGGAUGUGUAG